CCAAUCGCACGGCGCCCACGCGCGUGCUCGCUAGGACGCGGAACCUCCGCCUAAGCCGCCGCGGCCUUCCGCGAGGGCUCCCGAACUAGACUUCUGUUUUCCUGCUGCCUCAUCCCUGCCUCACCCAGCCGCAGCCCCGGCGUCUGCGCCGCGGCGGCCCGCGCUGCUUGGGCCGCGGACGCUCCGGCGCGAUGCUGCGCUGGCUGAUCGGUGGAGGCCGCGAGCCGCAGGGCCUGGCCGAGAAAGCUGCUUUGCAGACAAUAGGAGAGGACCAGAGUCAGAACCCCUACACUGAGCUGCUGGUACUGAGAGCCCAUGAUGAUAUUGUCCGGUUUCUGGUGCAGCUGGAUGACUACAGAUUUGCAUCUGCUGGCGAUGAUGGACUUAUAGUUGUGUGGAAUGCCCAGACAGGAGAAAAACUUCUGGAACUCAGAGGACACACGCAGAAGAUAACGGCUGUCAUUGCAUUUCCUUCCCUAGACUCUUGUGAGGGGAGUAGUCAGCUUAUCUUGACAGCCUCUGCCGACCGGACUGUUCGCGUCUGGGACUGUGACACCGGCAGACAGAUCCAGAGAGUCCCCUGCCUUCAGUCUACCGUGAAGUGCUUUACUGUUCUUCAGAAACUAGACGUCUGGCUGUCCGGUGGCAAUGACUUAGGUGUGUGGAACCGAAAAUUAGAUCUGCUGUGUAAGAGCAACUACCUUUCUGACACAGGGAUCAGUGCUUUGGUUGAAAUCCCUGGGGACUGUGUCGUAGCAGCAGUCGGCAAAGAACUGAUAAUUUUCAGGCUACAAGCACCCACAGAAGGAUUGCUGGAAUGGGAUAUUACUGAAGUCAAACGCCUUCUUGAUCACCAGGACAACAUUUUGUCAUUGCUUAACAUCAGCGAUAAAAGUUUCGUCACUGGCUCCCAUGUUGGAGAACUCAUCAUCUGGGAUGCCCUGGACUGGACUGUGCAGGCCUGUGAGUGCAGCUUCUGGAGCCCGUCUUCACAGCUGGAUGCCCAGCAGGAAAUAAAGCUCUUCCAGAAACAAAAUGACAUUUCUAUUAAUCAUUUCACAUGUGAUGAAGAGAACGUAUUUGCUGCAGUUGGAAGGGGGUUAUAUGUGUAUAACCUACAACUGAAGCGUGUGAUUGCCUGCCAGAAAACUGCACAUGAUUCCAACGUCCUACACAUCGACAAACUUCCAAACAGGCAGUUAAUCUCGUGCUCAGAAGAUGGCAGCGUCCGCAUUUGGGAGGUCAGAGAAAAGCAGCAGCUGGCAGCAGAACCUGUCCCGACAGGAUUUUUUAAUAUGUGGGGAUUUGGAAGAGUGAACAAACAAGCCAGCCAGCCUGUUAAAAAGCAGCAAGAAAAUGGGACUACGUCUUCCCUGGAGCUCGUUGGAGAUUUGAUUGGACACUCAUCCUCCGUGGAGAUGUUUCUGUACUUUGAAGAUCAUGGACUAGUGACAUGCUCUGCAGAUCAUCUCAUCAUCUUGUGGAAAAACGGAGAGCGAGAAUCUGGAUUACGCAGUUUAAAGUUAUUUCAGAAGUUAGAAGAAAAUGGUGACUUAUAUUCUGCAUCUAGGUGAAGGGACUGGACAAGUGCAUGCUCGUGAACCUUGAAAAUCAAAUACUGAGCGUUUCUGUGAGAACCGUGAACACAACGAUCACCUGGAUUUGUCGUGUUCUCCUUGCCCAUGAAGUUCUGUUUGACUGUCAGCAAUGUGUGUCCACCCAAGAACAUAACACAGGUUCCCAUGGGCGCUGUGGGAAGUGGUGGGUGCUGUGUUGUCUCUUAAAGUGAUGGGAAAAAAAGAUAAAUAUAAAGUUGUCACAUUAUGUAAAUAGCUUAUUUUGGGCUCUCUUAGAGACUGCUUAAGAACUGUCAUAUAGAUAUAUCCUUUGGGCCACAGUUUCUCCUUCUGAGUAGCUACCACUGUUCAGUAGAACCAAACUUGAAUAUUAGCCAACAAAGAGUUAUAUUCUUUAAAUACAAUGAUUCUUUUUGGUAUCAACUAAUUUAAGUAAUUGAAAAAAUAUUUAAUUGAGACUAUUAAAGUGCUGUGUGCUCUGGCCCACCAGCACCAUGUAAGGGUGCUUUUCUCUCUCAGCAUGACUUGGCCCAAGCAGUGAUUGUCAGAGUGGUACUCAGGUGCUCCAAGGAUGAUCCUGGACUAGGAAGGACCACACAGCAAUUUUCAGGUCAGGAACUGAUGCUUAACUGCCCUGUCUGUCUGCUUUGGCUGCAAUGUGAGAUGGUUGAGAACAGAUUCGCUGUGUGGCUCCUUGAAUACCCACUAAGCCUGGCCACCUUCGUCCCUCUACCAGCCUUGUGACAAUAUUCUCACUUUGGCACUGAAACAUAAAGUGUAUUCUACACAGUAAGGAUGGGAGAUGGCUCUUAAACUGCUGACUAGGGAAUCUUAUUAGAGACAGGCAAGAUGAGUGACAUUAGACCUUCCAAGAGUACAUGCAUAUACAUACUCUACUCCCUUAGAUGGAUGCUGUAAAGUGUUGCUUUCACUAGUUCUAACUUUUACAGCUGUCUACAAAGAUCAGUAGUGUUAAGAUCAUAGGAAGACGAGUGGCAAAAUGUUAGAAAUGAGGAGACCAAGCAUUUGGUGGUGUGCUCACGCUUAGUGCCCAUCGUCAUUGAACAGCCUUAAAAACAGAAAAUGAAGGAGGAGAGCGAGGGCUGAUUGCAGUUUCUGAUGACCGUGGUACGAAACCAGAGUGUUCUCAGCCCUUGCUGCUGUUGUAGUUCACAAUGGAAAUAGUGUUAAGGAAAAGACAGGACUAAGACUUAAGCUACCUUAAUUAGGACAAUAGCAGGAUGUGAAUGAGGAAGUCGACAGUGUCUUUUAGCCAGCAGACUGCUGUUAUUUGAAGAGUCUGCACAUGAGGCAGAUUCCUUGUUCGUCCUGAAGGUGGAAUGUGGGUAGCGCCCGCCAGCCAGGCAGACUACAUCUGCCUGCUGAUCACUUUGGCUAAUUCAGUUUAGAUUCCGUUAAAGCUUUGAAAUGUGCGCCAUAGAUGACUUUCCCUUUUUACUAGCUGCUUCUUUGUAAAUUUCAUAUUAGGCCCUUAGUAAAGAUGUUUUCUUAAAGAAGACAAGGAAUUCAUAGGUUUUUGUCUUUUAACUGUUCCCUAACCUGUUUUGGGUUGCUGUUCUGUGGUAGUUAUCUAGUCAAAUGGAGCAGAAGCCAUGUUCGAGUUCUUUGAGGGGACAGGACCAGGGUCAAGGAUCGUGGAUGCUCCAUUCCGUUUCCCACGAUGAGAACAAGUGUGUUCAGAAGGUGGCCUCCAGCCCCGGGGGAGACCUGAGGUCGGGGACACAGCACAGUAGGUGUCUGUGGCAAGGACUGGACCUGUGCCCUUCAGCAGUUCCAUGUAGACUGUUCCUAAGACAUGGACUUGCAGUGUAGAGGAAGAAAAUUAGCGCUCAGGCCAGCAUACAUUUUGUGCAUUUUUCCUACUUCCCUUACUGAGCUGUUAGCACUAGACGCUGCAUCGUGUGCCUUGUUGCUCGCGCUUCAAGUGCUUUGAGCAGGGUCUCUGUGUGUUCGUGCAACAGCCUUCUGUGCUGCACGCAGGCUGAAUGGGUGACAGUUGCACUGAUGAGGCCUGUUCUUUGUUGCAGAGGCUGGCCCUGGCGGAGGAAGGCACAUUCUGCCUCACGUAAUGGUAUUUUACAACUAACUUCUCUCUUUGGGACAGUGCUUAAUAAUAGUAUUAACAGAACUUUUCUUGCCUUUACAUUUUCCUAAGCAUUAACUUAGGCCCUCUCAAGACAUGGUGUCAGAGUGAAGAGGAGAAAGAGGCAGUUACGGUAGUUGCUCUAUAUCACAUAGAAAUUAUCUGAGGUGCAGGAACACCACCUGAAAGUCCGUGAUUCUAAUAAAUUGAAAUAAUAUGCCACUUA
This is a messenger RNA of Meriones unguiculatus (Mongolian gerbil), 3907 nucleotides long. It is a transcript of the gene Wdr41, whose product is annotated as WD repeat domain 41. The record is from RefSeq and is a predicted model, not a curated record. NCBI's taxonomy places the organism in Eukaryota, Metazoa, Chordata, Mammalia, Rodentia, Muridae. Gene Ontology annotation, biological process: regulation of autophagy. Gene Ontology annotation, molecular function: protein binding. The transcript is spliced from 13 exons. Gene Ontology annotation, cellular component: lysosomal membrane. Bases 192 to 1574 code for a protein of 460 amino acids.